This is a messenger RNA of Pichia kudriavzevii, 228 nucleotides long. RefSeq lists its product as uncharacterized. Gene Ontology annotation, molecular function: structural constituent of ribosome. Gene Ontology annotation, cellular component: ribosome; mitochondrion. Gene Ontology annotation, biological process: translation. The transcript has a single exon. The record is from RefSeq and is a predicted model, not a curated record. The coding region runs from base 1 to 228 and encodes 75 amino acids. NCBI's taxonomy places the organism in Eukaryota, Fungi, Ascomycota, Pichiomycetes, Pichiales, Pichiaceae.
AUGGCAAAGGCAAAGGCAAGAACAACCAUAGUUCAACUGGUGUCUACGGCAAAAACGGGUUAUCGUAGAACCCUUCUUGUACCAAGAACCGCCAGAGAAAUCACUCAGGUUAGAUACGAUCCUGUGGUGAAAAGACACGUCCUCUUUACAGAAUCUAAAAAGAGGAAAGGUGAACAACCUAAACCUCUAGACUUCUCUAGAGGCGCCUUUCUCUGGAAAAAGAAAUAA